This is a messenger RNA of Manis pentadactyla (Chinese pangolin), 2121 nucleotides long. RefSeq names its product BPI fold containing family B member 6 (gene BPIFB6). Lineage: Eukaryota; Metazoa; Chordata; Mammalia; Pholidota; Manidae. Gene Ontology annotation, molecular function: lipid binding. The transcript has 14 exons. Bases 196 to 1950 code for a protein of 584 amino acids. The record is from RefSeq and is a predicted model, not a curated record.
AAUCAGAAUGCCUCACUUUCAAGCACAGAAUCAGCACUUUCACAAGCUCCUGAAUGAGUUCCCUGGUCACCAGGUUUGGGAGUAGCUGUGCCCCAGGAUAAAGCCAACACUCUAGCUCGGGGUGCAAGGCCUCCAUGAGAGGACCCCUGCAAACUGCUCCGGCUUCUCUGUCAUGUCUCUCUCUGCCCUCCAGCCAUGCUGAGUUGCCUACUCGUGCCUCCCCACACCCCUUUGCUCCCCCCUUCGCUACCUCUGCAUUUGCUGUGCCCUCUGCCCAGCGUGGCCUCGUUUUUCCCUUUGCUUCUUGGUGAAAAUUCCUAUCCCUCCUUUCAAAGACCAGCUGAUUUGUCACCUCCUCCUAGAAGACUUCCCCUUCUCUUCCCUUCCUGGCCCAAACCUCACCUGUGGUUCCUCCAGCUGUUUGCACUUAUUAUGGCUCUUGUCACUCAUUUCUGUCAUUGUUGGUGGCCCUGUCUCCCCCCUGAGGCUAGAGGAGGGCAGGGGCUGGGCGUGACUCACCUCUGGGUCUCAGGGUCGCCCAGCCCAUGGCAGGACACAGUGAAUGUGGGGCACCUGGUGGAGCCACCUGCAAAUGGCCUGGGCCUGGGAUGCCUGAGAGCUUGGCCAGGGGCGGGGAAGCAGUGGGGACCCCUGGUGAGUGUCUCUGGACCCUCCCCCUUUCCAGAGGUGCAGAGUGCCAUGGAUGAGAGUCAUAUCCUGGAGAAGAUGGCAGCUGAGGCGGGCAAGAAACGGCCAGGGAUGAAACCCAUCAAGGGCAUCACCAAUCUGAAGGUGAAGGACGUGCAGCUACCUGUUAUCACAUUGAACUUCAUACCUGGGGUGGGCAUUUUCCAGUGUGUGUCCACAGGUAUGACCAUCACUGGCAAGAGCUUCAUGGGUGGGAACAUGGAAAUCAUCUUGGUCCUGAACAUCACAGCCACCAACCGGCUUCUGCAGGAUGAGGCCUCAGGCCUCCCCGUGUUCAAGAGCGAGGGCUGUGAGGUCAUCCUAGUCAGCAUGAAGACCAAACUGCCGAGCAGCAUGCCACCUAAGGUUGUCAACAAGCUCCUGGACAGCACCCUACGCAAAGUUCUCCCUACCCUGUUGUGUCCAGCCAUCAAUGCAGUCCUAGUGUAUGUGAACAGGAAGUGGGCCAACCUGAAUGUCGCUAUGCCCGUGGGCCAGAUGGGCACGGUCAAAUAUGCCCUGGCGUCCACUCCGACCACCACAGCCAGCUACUUCCAAGUGGACUUCAGUCCUGUGGUGCAGCUGCAGGAGGGCACUGCCAUCCAGCUCGCUGAGGCUGGGGAGGCCCUCGAGCUCCCGGAAGGCUAUGCUGAAGGCUCCUCCCAGCUGCUGCUCUCAGCCACCCUCCUCACAGCAGAGCUUGCCCUUCUGCAGAAGUCCUUCGAUGUGAACAUCCAGGAUAAGACGACUGGAGAGCUGCCCUCACAAACCACAGAGACGCUGGCUGGCUUCAUCCCUGAAGUGGCUGAGGCAUAUCCCAAGCCAAAGCCCUUGGUGACACAGAUCAGGAUAAACAAGCCCCCCCGGGUUACCAUGAAGACAGGCAAAAGCCUGCUGCACCUCCAUGGCACCCUGGAGAUGUUUGCUGCGCGGCGGCGGCACAAAGCUCCUGUAUCCCUCUUCCGCCUAGAAACUCACUUCAACCUGAAAAUCCAAUACUCAGUUCACGAGAACCGGCUGCAGCUGGCCACCUCUUUGGACAGAUUGCUGAGCCUGUCCCGGGUGUCCUCGUCUAUUGGUGCCUUCCGUGAGAAGGGAUUGACUGGCUUCAUCACCGAUUAUCUCCAAGAAGCCUACGUUCCAGUUGUCAAUGAUUUGCUCCAAGUCGGGCUCCCACUUCCCGACCUUCUGGACAUGAAUUACAACCUGGCAGAGCUGGACAUAGUAGAGAACGCCCUGGUGCUGGACUUGAAGCUGGACUGACCAGGGCAGGACUCGCGUGCCAGCCGCCUGCACGUCACCAACCAGCUGCACUGCAUAGGGGCCCCCAACUGGAUCUGGGAGGCCUUGCUCCCUGCCACUGGUGGCCACUUCCUUUGAUGAGGCAUGAGGGGGACAGGCCCUGUCUGGGGCCUUGGGAAUAAACAGGAGAAA